AUGGUCGUAGGCGAGUACCGUAUCUUGGUUGGUGUACAACAGGAUGAUGGCGGUGUUAUAACCCGUGGUUGCUUAAAAGCGGAUCAAGACUGUACUGGCGGCAAUUGCAUAUCAUGUGAUACGGAUAAAUGUAAUAAUCACAAUAUAUGUAAGAAAUGUACCACCGAUGAUGCCGAUUGCUCCCAGACCGAUGUAUCGGAUAAAAAAUACAAUGACAUCUGUACAGCAGCGGAUACCCAAUGUUUUGUUAAUGUCAAGGAUAAGAAGGUUGAACGGCGUUGUGCCGCGGCAGAUGACAGCUGCAGCAGUGACACCACCUGCAAGAAGACUACCGGCUCUCUAAGUAAUGCCGGAUUAUUUCCAAGCAAACGUAUCCAUUGUUAUCAGUGUGCCGUCAACGGAUGUUCCGAUGUCACGGCAAAUAGUGUUGCGUCCAAGCCGUGCCGAAAUUAUAUCGACAACGAUGUGUGCUAUAUGACAGCCGAAAGUGCCACAUCCGUUACUCGUGGCUGCAAGUCCGAUGACACAUCCAAGUGUAGCAGUGGAUCGGAACAAGGUUGUGUUACCUGCAGCACAGACAAUUGCAACAAUGCCCUCUAUGAAAGGCAACAAAAAUUGAAAUGCAUUCAAUGUCAGGGUAGCGAUUGCUUCAAGGAACAACCCACCUCAGAGGCCAAGGAUUGUGAAAAGAAAAUCUUGUAUUCGGAUAAGGAGGCGUGUUAUACCCUAUUGGCGGAUGAUACCAUUCAACGGAAUUGUUUGCACAAUGAUGCCGCCGUUAAGGAGAAAUGUGAAAAGGCCGGUGAAUCAUGCAAGGUGUGCAGUGAUUCGGAUGGCUGCAAUCGUAGUGCCGAAACAUCGAAUUUCCAGUGUAUUGUUUGUCGCAGCGAUGAGACUCCAGAGUGUUGGAAUGAUGCCGCGAAAGUUAGUGGCAAAAAUUGUCGAACCGGUGCUAGUUCUCCUGAGGAAGGAUGUUUCCAUGGUAUUUGGAAUGGCGUAGCCAUACGUGGCUGUUUUAUUGAUGCCGAUGCCAAAACCCAAACCACCUGUGCCGAUAAGAACAACAAUCAAUGUCAGUUGUGCCACAGCUCAAAAUGUAACACUGAGAAGUCAUCUGGGGCCCAAAGUCUUGGUGUCUUUAUUGGACUUAUUAUGGCCAUGCUUUCGGUUAUUUGGUAUACGAAUUAA
Musca vetustissima is the source of this 1188-nucleotide messenger RNA. Its product is annotated as protein psiQ-like. The record is from RefSeq and is a predicted model, not a curated record. Lineage: Eukaryota; Metazoa; Arthropoda; Insecta; Diptera; Muscidae. The transcript is spliced from 3 exons. Bases 1 to 1188 code for a protein of 395 amino acids.